Molecule: messenger RNA, 1290 nt
Organism: Zeugodacus cucurbitae (melon fly)
Lineage: Eukaryota; Metazoa; Arthropoda; Insecta; Diptera; Tephritidae
Product: RNA polymerase II elongation factor Ell-like
Exons: 1
Coding region: 1-1290 (429 amino acids)
Biological process (GO): snRNA transcription by RNA polymerase II; positive regulation of transcription elongation by RNA polymerase II; transcription elongation by RNA polymerase II
Cellular component (GO): transcription elongation factor complex
Molecular function (GO): cis-regulatory region sequence-specific DNA binding
Source: RefSeq, a predicted model, not a curated record
AUGCCAACAACUCAGGAAUACAAUAAGAUUGAAAACACCAAACAUGAUAAGCAAGAAAAUCAGUGUUUGACCGAUAAGAAAAUACCAAAAGCAACAGCAUCCAACAGAGAGACCAGUACUCAGCAACAUGGUCGGCCCGUCAAGAGUAGAAGUCAUAAAGUUCCACAAAUCUAUCGUCGUAAAAUACGCGAACGCGUCAUCCACUUGUUGGCGCUGAAGCCUUACAAAAAGCUGGAACUGUAUGGACGGCUACAGAACGAGGGAAUACGAAAAGCCGAACAACUGUUAAUUGGCAACAUACUUAGGGACAUAGCACUGCUACGAGACAAUGCUUACAGUUUGAAGAGAUAUGUUUGGAAUGAAGUUAACGAAAAUUGGCCAUUUUACACAGUGCAUCAACAGCAACAGUUAAAAUUGUAUAAGUUACAAAAUUUAAACAACUUAGGUAGUUCAGACGAGAUAGGUACUCUCUCUGCGGAUAACGAAAUUGAAAACAAAACUUGUACGAAACGCGCUUUGGUAGAGUACGAAGAGCCACGUGCCUCGAAAAAGCGGCGUAUUAGUCAUGCUUCAGUACGUAAUAAUAUGAGCUCUAACAGCAAAGAAAAUAAUGCAACUAAUGGAACAGCGCCAAAAUUUCAACAAAACGAGAACAACAGCAACAGAAAGAAAACAGUGGACACGGUGAAGAAAGUUAAAAAUAACCAGCAUAAGGAAGCUAUACGCCAGACAACCUUCGCCGAUACACAGAACCUAACAGUUCAGGAACCAGGUCACUCCAAAAUCUCCACAGUAUCAGCUAACGACCAAACGAAUCAACACCAUGGACCGGACUUCACAGUUUACGAAGAGUCGCCAAAAGCUCUUGCAUCUAUUUCGCCAACUAACACUGAAGUCUCCAACUACGACUUUAGUUGGUACACGCCUAUAACAAGCAUCGAACAGCGACGGCAAUACAAAGCCGAUUUUGAGAUAGAUUACGCGGAAUACGUGCCACUACUGGCACGCGUCGAUGAAGUGCGCUAUAUAUUCCGCGAGCUGCCCAUGCAAUUGCAGCAAGUACCUGAAGGUACGCCGGAAUAUGAGCGUAUCAAAAAUCGAAUUUUUCUGGAAUAUGAACGACUCAAUAGCGCGGAGGAGAUUGAGCUUAAGCAACGUUUCGACUAUUUGGAGGCAAAGUUGUUGCAUAUAAAACAACUCGUGGAUGACUAUGAUGAAAAGUGGCUGACGGAAAAGGCUGUGCAGGCUGCAAUGGACGCAGCAAGAGAGUACCUUAAUGGAGAGCAAUGA